AUGGGAUUCCUGCGCUCGUCAUUCGGGCUAGGCCUUAUCGUAGGCCUGGUAGCAUUUUGGGUUCCUACACUCUGGCACCAAAUUCGAAUUGGCGGUGUAUUUUUGACCCCGAAGCAAACGAUCUUCGGCGAAGGCCAGGGCCCUAUUCGCAUUGAAGACACCAUCCAUUGCGAGGAUGUGCACCACUACCGUCCGGCAAACUUGAUUUUCACUGCGUGUGAAGACACCAUCGAUACUCGGUUUAAAUGGUUCCCUGGUCUGGGUCAUUUAAUUCCCCAUUCGCCAGCUCGUGGAUCAUUUCAUGUCAUUGACCCCAAGACUUUCAAGUCCAGAAGGCUGGCCUUUGAGAACUUCAAGGGCUCAUUCGUAACCCAUGGAAUCGACGUUAUCGAGGAUCCUUCGCAAGAGGAUGCGGUCUAUAUCUUUGCAGUCAACCACUUACCCAACCCUGAAUAUUUCGAGGUGGCCGAGCCCGCCAAAAACACACUCCAGGGCCGAUCUCAAAUUGAAGUCUUCCAUCAUGUCUUGGAAUCGGACACUGUGCAACAUGUUCGGUCGGUUCGCCACCCAAUUAUCAAAACCCCGAAUGAUAUCGUUGCUACCACUCCUAGUUCAUUCUUCGUGACGAAUGAUCAUUUACAUCCUAGUGGCUGGCUCCGAUUCCUUGAGGAUCUCUGGCCCCGCGCUAAAUGGUCGUCAAUCAUCCAUGUUCAAGUGACAGACUUGAAAUCGAAGGACGCUACCAAGGGCUUCAAUGCCUCAGUCGCUCAUCAGGGUCUCUGGAAUAAUAAUGGCCUUGGUCAUGGUCGUACCAGUACAGAAGUUGUCAUCUCCAGUGCUCAAGGUGGAGAGCUCUAUCUUGCUGAGCGGCACGUGGCCAACAAUACUCUCUCCGUGCAUACUACUAUCCCCUUCAAUACUGUUACUGAUAACCCGAGCUAUUAUUUGGAUCCUUAUCGGACUGAAUCUGAUGAUGCAAGUGGAUUUGUGGUGGCUGGUAUCUCACAGCAUAUUAAAUUGCUCUGGACCGGUUCGGAUCCUAAAGGCAUUGACCCGGUGCAGGUCUGGUAUACUCGACCAAAGGCAGGCUCAGAUGAGUGGGAAAAGAAAUUGCUUUUUGAAGAUGAUGGGACCAUUCUUCGUACAGGAAGUGCGGCUGUUCUGGUCCCUGUGGAGCCAGUGGAUGGCAAGAAAUUGGCUUGGUUAUUUGUUACUGGCUUCUUGUCGGAAGCUAUUGUGGCCGUGCAGGUUGAGCUGUAG
Penicillium angulare is the source of this 1260-nucleotide messenger RNA. Its product is annotated as serum paraoxonase/arylesterase family protein. The record is from RefSeq and is a predicted model, not a curated record. The transcript is spliced from 2 exons. NCBI's taxonomy places the organism in Eukaryota, Fungi, Ascomycota, Eurotiomycetes, Eurotiales, Aspergillaceae. The coding region runs from base 1 to 1260 and encodes 419 amino acids.